AUGCCUCCCCCAGUCCUUAAAGGAGCCAGCGACAGCAUCCCCACGGCCACCUCUCGGCUGCAGAAGCAGUUUGAGGAGGCUCAGCAGCAACAGAACCUGCAGCAGAAGGCUCUCAUCAGAUUGGCGAAGACUCUGGACAGCUGGGUUGAGGAGGAGAAGCAGCCAGUCAGUCAGAACUUUGCCCGAAUCUUCUGUGAGAAGUUUGUCAAAAAGACAGCGGCGAGGGAGCCGACUACCUGGGCGGGUGUUGCUCAGAGGGGGAAAAACUCUGCCCUCCCUGGGGUUGCCCCUGCCAAGACUGCGGCUUCCUCGGCAGGCAGGGCUAGUGGAGCUAGCCUGCAGCCCAAAAGCGCCAGUCAGCCAGGGGGCCCCACAGGGGGCACAAAACCGCAGGAGGACCCACGAGUCCUCGUCACCCUCCAGCCAGGGAAACGGGUCGCCCGGCUACAGCCAUAUGCUGUGCGGCAGGCAAUCGCUGCAAACAUUCAGGGGGUGGGGGAUGUGGCCAAUGUGCCGAAGGUGGAGCCCACCAGGACAGGUUGGGCGAUCACACCAAGCAACAGAGGCAUACGCGAUGCUCUGACCACUGAGAAGGCAGUGGCUACUCUCUGUGAAGUCCUUGGCGCCACGGAGAUCCGGCUACCAGAGCGGUGGUACAAUUAUGCUGUCCCAGGGGUCCCAGAAUUUGUCCAGGACUGGGAAGGGGCAAGAAUCCCCACAGACAAGAUGAUUGAGGGAGAGGUUCUGGCUCAGGCAAAGGUAAAGCCAGUGAGCUGUCGACCCUCGCGUCAUGGGGUGAACCCCAAGACAGGGAAGAUUACAUGGAUUGUCUCCUUCCUUGCCCCGGUAAAGGGCUUCUCACUCUUCAAUGCCAGUGAGAGGGCCAGGCUGAUUGAGAAACGGCCUUUGACAGUGAGACAUAACCCAGGAUGCCAGGGGUUCUGCCACCCACCAAAGUGUGCGCGACUGGCAAGAUGCUCCAACUGCAGUGAGCCCACAAGCCAGCAUGAGGGGCCAACAGGCGCGGAGUGCAAGAGAGCGCCAAGAUGUGCCAACUGCUGCCAACCCUACCCAGCUGGGCAUCAGCACUGCCCUGCCGCACCCAGGCGCGUGAAUGGCACCCUCAGGCGCCUAACUCAAAAAGAGCUAGCAGCUGUUCGCCGCCUUGGCGACAGGUGCCACAGGGAUGCUCAGGAGCGGCAACCGCCGCCAGCACAGCCAGCACCAAUGGUCGCAGUGGUGGUGCCUACACCAACUGCUCAGUCAACCCAGUCAACACAGCCCGCUGGGCUAGCACCCCGCAAGCGGGCGGCGACUCAGAGUUCCAUCAACCGCUGGGAUGACACUAACCCGGAGCAGCGAGAGGAGGAGAGGCCCCGGGUCAUGACAUAUGUACGCAAGGGCUCAAAGACAAGGGCACAGCAACACCGGUCUGUACAAAGCAGGGAUCUGCUAUGGGUCAGCGUAAAUGGCUGCCACAUUCUCAAUGUGUACAGCCAGCCUGGGACAGACGCAGUCAUGGACUAUCUGACCAAUCUGAGCCCACCAGCCCGCUGUCUGAUAGGUGGGGAUAUCAACGUACGGCAUGAUGCCUUUGAACCAGGGGCAGUGAAUCUGCACCGGGGCGGGGAGCUUGUCCAAUGGGCCAGUGAACAUGGGAUGGACUUUGUGGGAGAGAUAGGGGUUCCGACUCAUGCAGCAGGUCAUGUGAUUGAUCUCACCUUCUCCAAUGUGGCCUUUGCUUCCACUACAGUGCGUCAAGAUCUACACUGCGGCUCAGAUCACCAGUCUAUGAUCACUAUGCUGCCAACAACACCUCAAACACAGCUGAGUGAUGCUCGGAUCAAGAUCACAGACUCUCAGCUGGAGCCCUUUGCAGAUCUUGUCAGAGGUCUCAUGGUGGACAUGCCUUGCCCAGAGAGGGUUGGAAAUGUGGCACAGCUUGAUGAUCUGGCCCAGCACUUCACUCAGAGUCUUCUGGCUGCAGCUCAGGCAGUCAGUAAGCCAGCUCAACAAGGGCGGACCACAGCCCCCUGGUGGACAGCAGACUGCCGAAGAGCGCACCGAGAGCUCACUACUCACCAGACAGAGGCCGCGAAGCACCAGUUCAAGGAUGCAGUGCGCAAGGCCAAGCGUGCAUACUGGAGGCAGGUGAUCAAUGAGGCCAGAGAUGGUAGAGACCUGUACCGGGUGGUGGCAUGGCAUAAGCUGGAACCCAACCUCAGAGCACCCCCUCUGGUGAUUGGGGAUCAGGUCAUAGAAGAGACAGCCGCCAAAGCUGAGGCACUUCAACAGGCAAUUCUGAAGCGAUACAACUCAGCUGAUGAUCUGGAGUAUGACCCACUGGAUGAUGAGCACUGGAGCGGCAUGGGGAACCUGCCCUGGAACCCCCGGAUUGAGAUGGAGGAGAUGGAGCGCAACACCAUUGGGGUACAGAGCACCUCCCCAGGCACGGAUGGAAUCACAGUGCGGAUGCUCAAAGCAUGCUGGCAGCAUGUGUCCCUCUUUAUACAGCAGCUAUACAACUGCUGCCUCCGGCUCUGCCACUUCCCACGAGCCUGGAAACUGGCAGAGGUGGCAAUGAUACCCAAGGUGGGUAAGAGAGAUAGAAGCUCAGUCCGCUCCUGGAGGCCCAUUGCCCUGCUUUCAGUAAUCUCCAAAGGGCUGGAACGCAUCAUUGCAAGGCGACUGGCGUACACGGCACUCAUUCACGGCAUAGUCAGCCCACAGCAUGGGGGGGCGCUGCCCAGACGAUCUGCAAUGGACCUGGUAGCUGCUUUCACUCAUGAGGUGGAGGCAGCCUUCGCACAAAACAAAGAAGUGUCCAUGGUCACAAUGGAUGUGCAGGGUGCCUUUGAUGCUGUGCUGCGCAGGCGGCUGCUUCAGCGGAUGGCGCAGCAGGGGUGGCCACGCGAGCUGCUGCAGCUCAUUGACAGUUUCCUCACUGAACGCAGAGCUCAGGUCCGGCUGGAGGGGACCACCACAGCAGCACAUCAGAUGCAAUGUGGCACGCCACAGGGGUCUCCUUUGUCACCAAUACUGUUCCUUCUGUACCUGGCAGAGCUGCUGUGGCAAAACUCGGAGUUGCGCUUUGGCUAUGCGGAUGAUCUGAACAUCUGGCGGGCGACCCACUCACUUGACAACAAUGCCACCCUUCUCAGACAGGAUAUACAGAGUAUUCUGAGGUGGGGGGAGAUAAACAAGGUGGCCUUCGCACCAGAGAAACUUGAGAUGAUCCAUCUUACAAGAAAACGACACAAUGAGGCACCAGCAGUAGUUGUGUCUGAGGACCUCACUGUUCACCCUGUUACUGCCCCAGCUGGACAGGAGCCAGCACUUCGCUGGCUGGGUGUACACUUCGACAGAAGGCUCACCUGGAGACCACAUGUCUCCACCCGGGCAAAGAAGGCAAGGGCCGUAGCCCAGCACAUCCGGAGUCUGGGAAAGACCAGAGACGGGCCCCCAGCAGACGCUCUGCGGAAGGCGGUCACCACCUGCGUGGUUCCCUCAUUGCUCUAUGGCACAGAGGCCUGGUACGGCGGCCGCACGCAGCCAGCAAGGCACACGGGCAGGAGUGGGGAGGUGAGCUAUGGCUUCAUAGUCUAUCAGGGACAUAAACAGCUGGCCAGCUUCUCAGCUGCGCUGAGCCCUAUGUCACAUGUCUUCGACGCUGAGGCAGUUGGUGCCUGCCGGGCAUUAGAGUGCACUGUGAAGCUCCUACCUUGUGUCACAGAGGACGGCAGCAACCCUCAGAUCUGGCUCUGCCUCGACAACACCUCAGUCAUCUGGGGCAUACGGGGCAGUGCAGCAGCCUCCUCAAACUGGGCCUACAACCGCUGCCAUGAGCUCCUCAGACAGCACAAUGUCGGCCUGAAGUGGGCUCCUGGGCAUAUGGGGAUAGAGGGCAAUGAGGAAGCAGACCGCUUGGCUAAGCAGGCAGUCUCAUCCACUGCAGCCCCAGCCUAUGGUCUCGAGGCCACACCCACAGUCAGUGGGGUCCGCACAGUGGCCAAGCAGCUCAGCCAAGAGGCAAGGCGAAAGUGGUGGAGUGGAGCCUGUGGCAAGCUCUCUGACUGGUACCGGGGCUGGAGUUUCAGCAGGCCGACUGUGGAAUACCAAGUGAAGGCCCCUCCGGAGCUCACCAUGCCACGGCAUGCCCUUCACCGCUGGCUCGCACUCCGCUCCUCUCAUGGGGACUUCUCCUGGUACCACAGGCGUUUCCAGCAUGCAGAUGCGAGGCUCACCUGUGUCUGUGGACACAACAAGAGCCCAGAACAUUUGGUGCUCUGUCGACACUCACAGAGGCACUUUCUUCACUGGCCCAAGAGGCCAGCAGCACGGCCACACAACCGGGAGACAGCUGUUGCCUAUCUAGGGUCUCUGACCCCUACAGACUUUGUAGAACUGCUGGACUGCACGCAGUUCUACACACGGUACUGCACAAGCAGUUCCACGAGGCCAGCCUGCUGA
This is a messenger RNA of Histoplasma mississippiense, 4470 nucleotides long. RefSeq lists its product as hypothetical. The coding region runs from base 1 to 4470 and encodes 1489 amino acids. The transcript has 5 exons. Gene Ontology annotation, molecular function: RNA-DNA hybrid ribonuclease activity; nucleic acid binding. Lineage: Eukaryota; Fungi; Ascomycota; Eurotiomycetes; Onygenales; Ajellomycetaceae. The record is from RefSeq and is a predicted model, not a curated record.